Molecule: messenger RNA, 214 nt
Organism: Dentiscutata erythropus
Lineage: Eukaryota; Fungi; Glomeromycota; Glomeromycetes; Diversisporales; Gigasporaceae
Source: the annotation of a GenBank genome assembly
AAAAAUGCAAGGUUCAAAAAGCUUUACAUAACUGGUCCAAACCUUUUAACAUCUCAUAUCCUAUUUCGUCAAACUAAGCAAAAUGAUAGCAAAGAUAAAUCUUCAAAUUCUAUUACUUCAAAACUAGCAAGUCCCGUAUUUCAAGCAAGUGAUAAUGAAUAUGAAGAUAAAUCUUCGAAUAGUAGUUUAAUUCCUCAAAUUUACAUUAAUUAUU